AUGUCGGAGGUGGAAACACCUGCUCCCCCGGUUGUAGCAGAGAGCGACGAGAAGCUUGGGGAUGCAGAUCUCGUUGCAAAGAUGGAGAACGUGAAGGUCGACGAAACAACUGAGUCCACACAGCGAUCACUCGAAGCCGAAGAUGACGCCUACAGUGAUAACGCAAGAGAAAACGGUGAAGAAAGGUUCCACACACCGGAGGUGCCAAAUGAAAUACGGAAUAACGAUGAGGCAAAGCUCGAUGACGAUGAAAUAGAAGACAAUCCUGCUUAUAUACCAAGAAAAGGCAGGUACUAUAUGCAUGACUCCCGGGAUGCUGAAGUGGAAGUGGAGGAGAAAAAAACAAGUCGAGCUGAUGGCACAUGGAAGCAUGAUAGAUACAAUGAGCGCUUUCAACGUCCUAAAACGAAGAAGCAAAUAAUGACACGCUAUGGCUUCGACAUUCGCGAAGGAGACAGUCAGGAUGUUGAAGCAAAUCAAAAACAGCGUUCAGAAGAGUCUAAAAAGGAGAGCGGUCAUAUUGAGGAGCCCACAAGAUUUAAGAGACGGCCAAGAAGAGAUCUGCGACAGAAGCAACGAUCACGCUACGAGCGAUCUUAUGAGACAACGCCGAAACCAAGGUCUCAGAAUGUAGAUAAACCAGAAAGACAGGCGGAACAUCAGCCAUCUGCCGAAGAAAAUAAGAGAGAGCAUCAAGUUGCCAAUGAGGGUCGAGAUGAUGAGGACGACGACGAUCUACAUGUUGGACAACGCCGUCAGGUGCGCGCGGAGCACAGGCGUGAACGGCAUGAUCGCGUUGACAUUCGCGUCGUUCGCAACGUGCGUGGUAGUCGUGGUGGUCUAGGUGGUCAUCGAAUGGACAGACAUCAGCACCAGACUAAGGAACGUUUUGGUAGAGAUCGUUAUCGUGAUCAGAAUGUUGAUCGGGCACAUUACCAAAAACAACAACACCUGGGUGAACAAAGGAACUAUGAAAAUCAUCGUCGUGGUGCAAUGAGAGGCACUGUUAGAGGAGCGUCCAGUCGACCGAAUGACAGUCGCGAUGAAGGAUACCAGCGUGAGGAUGUACCCCCGCAAAGGAAUGCUGGCUACUCACCAAGAGCUUUAGACAGCGGGAACUAUUACGAUGCUCGAGGUGGAUACGCACAUCGCGGCAACUAUUCCAGUCGUUCUCGUGGUGGAAUUUCACAGUCACCCCGUCCCGUGUUUGAUGUGGUAUAUCCUUCACGUGGUUUCACUGGCCCGAAGCGCUAUUCAGAGCAACGAGGAGAAAUUCUACCAUCGCAGGCCCAAAUGACGGUUCCCCCUCCAAUUCCUCCACCACAGCAUAAUUUCAGCAUCCCUCGUCAACCGACAGAUGUUGUAUAUUUCGACCCAACUCAACAGGUAUAG
Molecule: messenger RNA, 1392 nt
Organism: Angiostrongylus costaricensis
Lineage: Eukaryota; Metazoa; Nematoda; Chromadorea; Rhabditida; Metastrongylidae
Source: the annotation of a GenBank genome assembly